Trichoderma citrinoviride is the source of this 1803-nucleotide messenger RNA. RefSeq names its product Nop domain-containing protein. Gene Ontology annotation, biological process: spliceosomal tri-snRNP complex assembly; mRNA splicing, via spliceosome. NCBI's taxonomy places the organism in Eukaryota, Fungi, Ascomycota, Sordariomycetes, Hypocreales, Hypocreaceae. The record is from RefSeq and is a predicted model, not a curated record. The transcript is spliced from 3 exons. Gene Ontology annotation, cellular component: precatalytic spliceosome; U4/U6 x U5 tri-snRNP complex; U4 snRNP. The annotation marks the transcript as partial.
AGCCGUCACCAUGUCGACCGUCGCAGACGAUCUGCUCAACGACUUUGGGAGCUCGGGAGACGAGGCCGAGGAGCUGGACAAUGCCGGUCUUGUGAUCCCAGAAAAGACCGAAAAGAAGGCAAAUGGCGACCGCGAUGCCAUGGACGUCGACGAUGAUGACGACGACGACAACGACGAGGCGUCGGACGAUGAGGCCGCGGGCGCGGGUGCGCUCAACGACAUGGAGGACGCGGAGGCGACCAAGGCAAAGGUCGAGAAGAUGCAGCUGGGCGCCGUCAAAGACGUCCGCAGCGUGGCCAGCUUGAUGCAGACGCUGGAGCCCGUUCUCGAGAAAAUCAACCAUUACCGAUCACAGCCCACGGCGCAGCAGACCAGCGUCGGCAACAUCGAGGACCACCCCGAGUAUCACCUGUUGACGCAGUCCAACAGCCUUUCGACCAUGAUAGACGGCGAGGUCGCGCUGGUGCACAAGUUCAUUCGCGAUCACUACUCGACAAGAUUUCCCGAACUGGAACGCCUUGUCACGACCCCGCUGGAAUAUGCAAAGGUGGUGGCCAUCAUCGGCAACGGCCCGAUGGACGCUGAGAACAUCAAGGCCCUCCAGACCUCUACAGACAACCCCUUAGGAGUCGGGCUGAAGGCCGUCCUCGAUGGUCCGUCGCUCAUGAUUGUGACGGUAGAAGCCACAACCUCCAAGGGCCAUGAGAUGGCGCCCGAGGAGUUACAGCGAGUGCGUCAAGCCUGCGAGAUGAUGAUUGCCCUGCACCGCGCAAAGCAGACUCUUACCGAGUACGUGCAAUCACGGAUGAACAUUUUCGCCCCCAACUUGACAGUACUUAUCGGAUCUCUCACGGCCGCGCAACUCUUGAACGCUGCAGGGGGCCUUACGGGACUGUCAAAGACACCAGCGUGCAACAUACCUUCUUGGGGCUCCAAGAAACGCCAGGCCGGUCUGGCGACCAACAUUGGCAUCCGUCAGCAAGGCUACCUCUACAACUCGGACAUCAUCCGGGGCAUCCCCAACGACUUGAAGAAGCAGGCCAUGAGAAUCGUAGCAGCCAAACUCGUCCUGGCCGCGCGAGUAGAUCGCAUCCACUCAAGCCCCGACGGCUCGACAGGAGAGCAGCUGAAAUCCGCCUGCUUGGAGAGGCUGGAGAAGCUGACCGAGCCCCCGCCGAACAAGGGACAGCGAGCGCUGCCCGUGCCGGACGACAAGCCCGCCCGGAAGCGAGGUGGCCGUCGGGCCAGGAAAGCCAAGGAGGCGCUCGCCAUGACGGAGCUGCGCAAGGCCCAGAACCGCAUGGCGUUCGGCAAGGAGGAGAAGGAAGUCGGCUACGGCACGGGCGAAGGCACGGUGGGCAUGGGCAUGAUCGGCAUGGCCAACGACGGGCGGAUCCGCGGCAUGCAGGUCGACCAGCGCACGCGCGCGAAGCUGGGCGUCAAGAGCAAGGGCUGGGGCGGCGCCAGCACCCUGGGCGGCGGCACGGCGUCGUCCAUUGGCGGCUUCGGCAUGGCGCCCGGCAUGGACCUCCGCGGCAAGGGGCUCCGGACGUCGGGCGUGGGCACCACCGUCGGCUCCGCGACCGGCAUCCAGUCGUCGCUGGCCUUUACGCCCGUCCAGGGCCUGGAGCUGGUCGACCCCAAGAUGCAGGCCGAGCUGAGCCGGAAGCGCAAGGCCGAGGAGGACAAGUGGUUCAAGGGCGGCAGCUUCACGCAGGUCGGCAACAGCGGAGGAGGCUGUCAUAUCAGGCGUUUUAAACUACCCAAGGCUUUUGCACAGGGGAUGUAUAUAGGAAGAAAUAC